GACUGUCGCGGCCAUGGCGCAUGCGGAGCCCAUGAUGGUCAAGAACACGUUCCUAGAGAUCUCGGACGGCAGCAGCGGUUUGAGCGACAUGUACCGACAGAUCUCCGAGCCGACGAUGACGACACCAUCGUGCUGGAGCCGCAAGGUCAGCUUCGAGGACGGCAGAACCAGCAUCCCCCUGAGCGACAUGGUCCGAGAGAUCCCGUAUCCGGUGAAGACGUCGACUUGCUGGAGUCGCCAGGUGAGCGAAGAGUCAAUGGCCGCGGGGGGCUUCAAAUCCAGGG
Molecule: messenger RNA, 284 nt
Organism: Prorocentrum cordatum
Lineage: Eukaryota; Dinophyceae; Prorocentrales; Prorocentraceae
Source: the annotation of a GenBank genome assembly